Molecule: messenger RNA, 475 nt
Organism: Selaginella moellendorffii
Lineage: Eukaryota; Viridiplantae; Streptophyta; Lycopodiopsida; Selaginellales; Selaginellaceae
Product: peptidyl-prolyl cis-trans isomerase FKBP12
Exons: 5
Coding region: 24-362 (112 amino acids)
Molecular function (GO): peptidyl-prolyl cis-trans isomerase activity
Source: RefSeq, a predicted model, not a curated record
CUAGGGUUUGCUAAAGUGAGAGGAUGGGCGUGGUCAGGGAGGUUCUCAGGGCUGGCACUGGCGCGAUUCCAAAGCCCGGCCAGAGUGUCACGGUGCAUUGCACUGGCUAUGGCAAAAACAGGGAUCUCAACCAAAAGUUUUGGAGCACCAAGGACCCUGGACAGAAACCCUUUCAGUUCAAGAUUGGACAGGGAAGUGUGAUCAAAGGGUGGGACGAAGGUGUCAUGGCAAUGCAACUGGGAGAAAUCGCUCGGCUCAAGUGCACUCCGGACUAUGCUUACGGGAAGGAUGGAUUCCCUGCGUGGGGCAUUGAACCAAAUUCCGAACUUGUUUUCGAGAUCGAAGUUCUUAGCCUUGGUUGAGAGAGUUGCCGUACCAUACAAGAUAGACAGUGAAUGCCAUGCUGCUUGAAAUCUAAUCGUGAUCGCUUUCAUCACUAAAGUAGCCGCUGCUCUUUCUCGGCCCCUUUGAAACA